Molecule: messenger RNA, 219 nt
Organism: Gongylonema pulchrum
Lineage: Eukaryota; Metazoa; Nematoda; Chromadorea; Rhabditida; Gongylonematidae
Source: the annotation of a GenBank genome assembly
AUGACAACAACAGAGCAGCUAAAGCGUGCUGAAACUAUGGAAGAGGUGCUGCAAAUCUUGAAAAUAACUGAUUAUUUACCGAAUUUCCAGAGCGCAAACAUCGUUCAGGCAUCUGCCUUAACACUGCUCAAAGAAGCCGAUUUGAAGGUAAGAAAUCGACGCGUGUGUAGUACAAGCUGUGCUAUAGAGGUAGAUUUUGCUGUUCCCACGGAAAAGUAA